UUGCCAUCCUUAAACUAUUGAUUAAUAAUCCUUUUCCUCACACCAAUCCAAUCUAGCAUUCAUUCAAUUUCAGUCACACCAUAUAAGAGAAAAAAAAUAAGAAGACCGAACCAAAGGUUUUGCAUUUUUCUUCUUUUUUAUCAAAUUUUUCUGAAAUUACUAUACUAAGUACGAGGAACACAGAGACCAAAGUAUCAAGUAACAAUAGUUGAAACAAACACCAAAGUUAAUUUCAGAUCUCAAUUUUGCAUCAUAAAGUUUUGAUUUUUUUUCCCCUUUUCCUUCAAUUUAAGAUUUUGGGUCAAAGUUUUAUGGCUUCUUCUGGAAAUCCAAAUCAAAAUCAACAACAAACCCAAUUUGAUUUGCAAAAGCUUUUCAAAGGAACAACACAAACAAAUCAAAUUCCUUCAAAUUUGAACACUUCUCCAUCAUUUCCUUCACCUUCACUUUCUACACCCCCUCCUUCUUCUUACCCUACCCCCUCUUCUUCUUACCCUCCACCAACUGGUACAUACCCUUAUCAUCUCCCUUAUAAUAUCCCCUUUCCUGAAAACCCUCUUAUCCUUCAACAUCACCCUCAAAUGCAUGCACCUCAAACUCAAAGACCCAUUUUUCAAUCUCCUUCAUCUCCAAAUCCAAACACUACCUCUGGUGCAAGGUUAAUGGCUAUGUUGAACACUCAAAACCCUCCUUCAAAUCAAGAAACUUCAUCGGUUUCUUCAGAGUAUUCGGUGUCAGCAAAUCCUGUGGUGAGUUCAGGUUCUUCUACAGUGAAUGUUGCAAGUCCUCAGUCAACACCUGCAAGGAUGCUGAGUGCUAAGGUUCCAAAGGGUAGGCAUUUGAAAGGAGAGAAUGUUGUUUAUGAUAUUGACGUUAAGUUGCCAGGGGAAAUGCAGCCACAGCUUGAAGUUACUCCAAUUACUAAGUAUGCAUCUGAUCCUGGUCUUGUGCUUGGGAGACAAAUUGCUGUGAAUAGAUCUUAUAUUUGCUAUGGACUCAAACUCGGGGCUAUUCGCGUUCUUAAUAUCAAUACUGCAUUGAGAUAUUUGCUUCGAGGUCAUACUCAGAGAGUAUCAGACAUGGCUUUCUUCGCAGAGGAUGUUCACUUGUUAGCCAGUGCUAGUACUGAUGGGAGAAUUUUCAUAUGGAAAAUCAAUGAGGGACCUGAUGAGGAAGACAAGCCUCAAAUUACUGGAAGAGUUAUCCUGGCCAUUCAAAUACUAGGAGAGAGUGAGUCAGUUCAUCCACGAGUAUGCUGGCAUCCUCAUAAACAAGAGAUUUUAAUUGUUGCUAUUGGAAACCGUAUCCUUAAAAUCGACACAAUGAAAGCUGGAAAAGGUGAAACCUAUUCUGCAGAGGAGCCUCUCAAAUGUAACAUUGAUAAGUUGAUUGACGGGGUGCACCUUAUUGGUAAACAUGAUGACAACAUCACUGAGUUGUCAAUGUGCCAAUGGAUGAAGAGUCGAUUAGCUUCAGCAUCAGCAGAUGGCACGGUGAAGAUAUGGGAAGAACGUAAGGCGACACCACUUGCUGUUUUAAGACCACAUGAUGGUAAACCUGUUAAUUCUGUGACGUUCUUGACUGCUCCACACCGUCCGGAUCACAUCGUUCUUGUCACAGCGGGACCACUAAAUCAGGAAGUGAAGAUAUGGGUAUCCGGUUACGAGGAAGGUUGGUUAUUGCCUAGUGAUUCCGAGUCAUGGAUUUGUGUUCAAACUUUGGAUAUAAGAAGUUCUUCUGAAGCCAACCCUGAUGAAGCAUUCUUUAAUCAAGUUGUAGCGUUGCCUCGUGCUGGUUUGGUUCUGCUAGCAAAUGCCAAGAAAAACACAAUAUAUGCUGUGCACAUAGAAUAUGGACCCAAUCCAACUGCUACUCGUAUGGAUUAUAUUUCCGAGUUCAUAGUCACAAUGCCUAUAUUAAGCCUUAUUGGAACUAGUGAUAGUUUACCGGAUGGAGACCAUCUUGUGCAGAUAUAUUGUGUUCAAACACAAGCUAUUCAACAGUACGGACUCAAUUUGUCACAAUGUUUGCCUCCGCCUCUAGACAAUAUUGAACUUGAAAAAACAGAACCGAGUGUAUCCCGUGCUUGGGAUGGAUCUGCUGAUCUGGAAACUGUUAACAUGCCACAAGUUCCUUUGAGCUCUUCUGAAAGUGCUGUGAAUUUGUCUUCUUCAAAUAUUCAUGGUCCGCCUGAAGCUUUUGUAUCAGAUAAUAAGAUCAAGCCAAAUGAUUUACCUUCUCAUAAUAGUUUUGAAUAUGUCCACGCUGCUCCACCCCCACUCCCUCCGAGUCCAAGAUUGUCUCGCAAGUUAUCUGCUUCCAAAAGUUCUUCUAAUAUUUUAGCAACCAGCUCAGCUAGCACUGGUGAUCACAAAAAUGAGCCAGCAAAUCUUGAUCCCUCUGUAGAAGAAAGAAUAAAAUCUGAAAAAGAUAAUGUGGCGGAUGUGCCUGUAUCGGGCGACAAUUUGCAAGAAAGUGACAAAGUUGUACAAACUGAUGUUUCUGUUGUUUCUGAUUCCCCUAUAACAUUUAAACACCCAACCCAUUUGGUAACUCCAUCCGAGAUAUUCUCUAAAGCUGCCCUAUCUCCUGCUAAUUCCAAUAUCUCUGAAGGUGUUGCUGCACAUAGUGAUGCAGAAAAGUUUGAAGUAGAAGUUAAAGUGGUAGAUGAGAUUGAGACAGGUUCUAAUCAAGAAAACACCGAGCAUGACAGAGACAGAGGCUCACAUACCGAUGCCGCUAAGAAGAAAGAGAAGUUAUUCCAUUCCCAGGCUUCAGAUCUUGGCAUUCGGAUGGCCAGAGAUGCCUAUAAUAUCGAGAGAGUUCAUCAGGCUGAUAAAGACACCUAUAAUACUGAGGGAGUUCGUCAAGCUGAUCGAGACAUCUAUAAUAUCGAGGGAGAUCUUCAAGCUGAUAAUACUAAUACUAUUGAUGCUUCUGAAAAUAAUCGUGCAUCGAUUGAGGGAGAAGUUCAAGACACGAGUAAGGAGGUACCUGAAAACAUAAGAGAACCAGAAGUUGUGGCUGCAACUUUGCCGUCCCCAGCACCUUCCACGAAAGGUAAAAAACAGAAAGGUAAAGGUUCUCAAGUGUCUGGUACACCUGCUUCUCCCAGCCCUUUUAACUCAGCGGAUUCAUCAAAGGAUCAAGGUGGAAAUCCAGCAGGCUCGUCCAUGGAGUCUGCUUUACCACAAUUAUCUACUAUACAAGAUAUGAUGGGCCAGCUAUUAAACAUGCAAAAAGAAAUGCAAAAGCAGAUGAAUGCAAUGGUUUCCGUUCCAGUUACUAAGGAAGGCAAAAGAUUAGAAGGGUCAUUGGGUCGAAGCAUGGAGAAGGUAGUGAAGGCUAACACUGAUGCUUUGUGGGCUCACAUACAAGAAGAAAAUGCUAAGCAAGAGAAAUUAGAGCAAGACCAUGUGCAGCAAAUAACAAAUUUGAUCUCCAAUUACAUAAACAAGGAUAUGUCAUCUCUAUUGGAGAAAAUCAUUAAGAAGGAAAUAUCUUCAAUUGGAACAACCAUUACCCGUUCACUUAGUCAAAAUAUGGAAAAAGCAAUAUCAACAGCUGUUACCGAGUCAUUCCAGAAGGGGGUCGGAGACAAAGCAUUGAAUCAACUAGAAAAGUCAGUUAGUUCAAAACUUGAAGCUACAGUGGCUAGGCAGAUACAAGCACAAUUUCAAACUACCGGCAAGCAGGCUCUUCAGGAAGCACUUAAGACUAGUGUGGAAGCUACAUUAGUUCCUGCCUUUGAGAAGUCUUGCAGAGUUAUGUUUGAGCAAAUUGAUAGCACAUUUCAGAAUGGACUUUUGAACCACACAACUGCCAUUCAACAGCAGUAUGAUUCUACUCAUUCUCCGCUAGCUGCGACUUUGAGGGAAACGAUUAAUUCAGCAUCAUCGCUCACUCAAACUUUGAGUGGGCAAUUAGCUGAUGGCCAACGUAAACUGUUGGAAAUGGCAGCUAAUUCCAAAGUGGCUUCUGAUCCUUUUGUAACACAAAUCAACAAUGGCUUGCAUGAAAUGACCGAGGAUCCUACCAAAGAACUAUCAAGGUUAACAAGUGAGGGAAAAUUUGAGGAAGCAUUUACCGGAGCCCUUCAUAGAAGUGACGUUUCAAUAGUUUCUUGGUUAUGUUCUCAGGUUGAUUUAAGCAGUAUCCUGACAAUGGUGCCACUGCCAUUAAGCCAGGGAGUACUUUUAUCUCUUCUACAACAAUUAUCCUGUGACAUCAAUACAGAUACACCGAGAAAAUUGCAAUGGAUGACAGAUGUGGCUGCUGCUAUAAACCCAGAAGAUACUAGGAUUGCAGCGCAUGUGCGGCCAAUAUUGGAUCAAGUGUACCGAACACUAAGCCAUCAUCGUAGUUUACCAUCUAAUUCCCCUUCAGAAGCUAGCACAAUCCGCCUUCUCAUGCAUGUUAUAAACUCUGUGUUAAUGAGCUGUAAAUGAGUAUCAUCAUUGGUGUAUAGAUAGUUUGGAGGGGGAUGAAGUGAACUACUGUGUGUAGUUUCCUUUGUACAACUGAUUUGUGUGGAUUAGUUUCUCUUUCAUCUUCACAUACAAGGAAAAGUAUGACAUCCUCAUACGAAGAAGUUAAAUCACAUUGGUUUCAAAACUGCAAUCGGAAUAAAAACUGAAUCAAGGGUUGCAAGCAGUUGAGGAUUGGAGUGGCUCCACCAAGUAGUCAAGUGCUUAACUAGCAGUUAUGGCAGGAUAAGCUUUUGUGCGGGUUUUUGUGCUGCUUCUGAUACUAUAAAGCUCUCACCACGACACGACAGUGUUCAGAGAAAGGUCAGAAUCGUUAUAGAUCUGUUAUAUUCAACGUUAUUGUGAAAUGGACAUUGGGAGGUUGGUUGGCUUCAGAAGCAGUGUUGUGUGUGGGUUGGCUCUCUGGUGUCUUAAAUGUAUUAAAAUUUGCAGUCAUUAAUAAUGAAAUGAGAGCCUCCCAUUUAUGUAAACUUUAUUACACUCAAUGUAGCAAUUUAGAUUGAAGGUCUUCUUCCUGGAUUUUCCUGUUAAUGCUGCAGGAUUGAAAGUCAGCAUUUUAGACUUUUGCUAGAGAUUAAGAUGCAGUUUGGAUUAGUUUUGUUUAUCUUCAAGAGUCUCAAUUGAAAUAACUUGAUGAAUUUUCACUUAUAAAAAAGUUUGUUGAUGUUUAUGAAAAA
This is a messenger RNA of Medicago truncatula (barrel medic), 5164 nucleotides long. RefSeq names its product enhancer of mRNA-decapping protein 4. Gene Ontology annotation, biological process: deadenylation-independent decapping of nuclear-transcribed mRNA. NCBI's taxonomy places the organism in Eukaryota, Viridiplantae, Streptophyta, Magnoliopsida, Fabales, Fabaceae. The transcript is spliced from 12 exons. Bases 312 to 4448 code for a protein of 1378 amino acids. The record is from RefSeq and is a predicted model, not a curated record. Gene Ontology annotation, cellular component: P-body. Gene Ontology annotation, molecular function: protein binding.